UUUUUUUGAAUUUGAAUUUGCAAAAAUGUUCAAUUCAAAUAUACCGUCAGCUGCUUUGCUUAGCAUCGAGUCCAGCGGCCUUGGCCUUGGUGCACAUACACCAAAAACUCCAGAAAUUCUCAAUUCAUUGAUUGCCAUGACAAAUCCAUUGGAUAAUUUCAACUUUAAUCUUAAUAACAUUAACAACAACAACAACAACAACAAUAAUAUAAAUAAUAAUAACAUUAAUAACAACAACAACAAUUCAUCAGUGACUAGCAGCAAUGCAUCCACACCAAUUGUCAGUGUCAGAAAUUUCAAUGGCAAUCAAAAUGGACAGUCCUAUUCACAGGAUAGCAGUCAUUCCAGUUGCUCUGCCUCACCAUUGGAUUCACCGGCAGGCGGUACAGCUACCACGCCCAGUGUGCAACAGACCUGUUCGCAAUUGAUCAAAGCUGGCCUCAAGCUGUCCAUACAAAGUAAACGCAAGUUAUCCACCUGCGAUUCGAGUUCUGGCUCCGAGCAACCGAAUUCAAAAUGUUCACGCCGUGACGAGGAUUGCGAAGAAUCGAGCGAUGAGGACGAUAGUGAAACCAAAUCGCAACCGAACAAAGGACUGACGCCCGAGGACGAGGACCGACGACGUCGGCGACGUGAACGCAAUAAAAUUGCUGCCACCAAAUGCCGCAUGAAGAAACGUGAACGUACACAGAAUUUGAUCAAAGAAUCGGAAGUGCUGGAUACACAGAAUAUUGAAUUGAAGAGUCAAGUGCGUUUAUUGGAAACGGAAAGGCAAAAACUAUUGGAAAUGCUGCAAACUCAUAAUCAAUCAUCGAGCUGUUUGCGUGUUGGUGGCUGUCAAUUGCCAUCGAAAUUGCUGCAAUCGCCGGCCAUGAAAUAUUUAUCCGAAUUGGAAUUGGAUAAGCCGAGUGGUGAGAAUGCUACAAAUGGUAAUGGCGGUGGUGGUGGUGCUAAUGGUAAUGGUCAACGUAUGUCUAUACCAUCGAUGGCAACAUUUAAAUUUGGUACCAAGACAGCAGCCAUUGCAGCGGCAGCCUCACAGCAGCAGCAACAGCAACAAUUGCCCAAUGGUUAUUGCAAACCUUCGCCCAGUCCUCAGGAAUUUGAACAUGCUGGCUAUUUAAGUUCACCAGCUGGUAGUCAGGAGACAUUAACGAUGCAACAAACCCUACAACCCGCAAAUAAUAUUAAUAGUAAUCCCAAUAGCAAUGCCAGCAAUAUGUCCGAGCAGCAGCAGCAGCAGCAACAACAAGUCUCUGAUUAUGUGCCCAAUUGUGAUGGACUUUUGGGUUUAUCAAAUGUAACAAUAGUAACAACAACGCCCACAACCACCGCCCUAAAUAACAACAACAAUACCACCAGCAAUAUCAACAACAGUAGCAGCAACAGCAGCAGCAACAGCAGCAACGGCAGCAGCAACAUCACCACCACCAACAGCAGCAGCAGCAGCAGCAACAAUAACACCAGCAACAGCAUUAGCAGCACGAACAGCAGCAACACCAGCAACUCAAGCACAACAAGUGCAAUUGAGUUUGUUAAGAACGAGUUGGUCGACUCACAGAGUCCCUAUACCACAGCCCUGAGUGCCGAACGUUUCUUGUUUGAGCCAAGUGAUGGCUUUCCCGAUAUUAAACACGCUGUCAGUGUCCAUCCGAGCAGCAUUAUCAACAACAACAUCAAUAUGGCCAGCGUGGUGCAAAGUUCAAAUAAUAAUAGUCAUCAUUUAAUGGACUUUCAUAAUAAUCUACAUCACAAUAAUAUCGUUAAUGAGGGUGUUGGCGGUGUCGGUGGUGUCGGUGGGGUUGGAGUUGGUGGUGUUGGUGUUGGUGUCGGUGUUGGUGUGGGCAUUGGUGUAAUGACACCAUGUUACGAUGAGGAGCAACAAUUGCUAAUGAUGAAGAAUAAUUGCUAUGCAAAUGAUUUACUUGCCCAAUUGACGGGCGAUGGUACCGAAUUUGUUGAUCUGGAUACUGGGGCAGCGGCAUUUAUGCCCAAUGGCAGUUGUUUGGCGUGAGGAAGGGCCCCACAGCGGGCGGCAGGUGAACAGGAACUAACUAUGAUAACUUUUGAUCAACGGCAACAGCAGCAGCAGCAACAAGAGGAGGAGCAGCAGCAGCAGCAGCAACAACACCACGAAGAGGAGCAUGAGGAGGAGCAACAACAACAACAACAGCAACAACAGGAACAUUUGGAUCACCAAAUGGCCGAUGUAGAGGAUAUAGAUUCAGUAUGGACCAAUGUGGAUUACUGGUGCUAGAAUUAAAUUGCAUAACAAAAACAUCAAAUUCAAAUCAAGCCGAAAGAGAAAGUCUUUAUAUAUAUAUAAAUAUAUAAAUACUACCUUUAUAUACCUAUUAAUUAAACAAAAACUCAUCUAAGCCGCUUUAGCUAAGUGUUGUUCCAAAAAAACAAAAACAAAACCCUCUUAAAAGAAAAACAAGCAAA
This is a messenger RNA of Drosophila willistoni, 2445 nucleotides long. RefSeq names its product activating transcription factor 3 (gene Atf3). The coding region runs from base 26 to 2014 and encodes 662 amino acids. Gene Ontology annotation, biological process: regulation of transcription by RNA polymerase II. Lineage: Eukaryota; Metazoa; Arthropoda; Insecta; Diptera; Drosophilidae. Gene Ontology annotation, molecular function: DNA-binding transcription factor activity, RNA polymerase II-specific; RNA polymerase II cis-regulatory region sequence-specific DNA binding. The record is from RefSeq and is a predicted model, not a curated record. The transcript has 3 exons. Gene Ontology annotation, cellular component: nucleus.